This is a messenger RNA of Spinacia oleracea (spinach), 672 nucleotides long. RefSeq lists its product as uncharacterized. The record is from RefSeq and is a predicted model, not a curated record. The transcript has 2 exons. NCBI's taxonomy places the organism in Eukaryota, Viridiplantae, Streptophyta, Magnoliopsida, Caryophyllales, Amaranthaceae. Gene Ontology annotation, molecular function: nucleic acid binding; zinc ion binding. Bases 1 to 672 code for a protein of 223 amino acids.
AUGAAAACUAUGUUCAAGUCUCAAGAGUUGUGGGAUAUGGUGGAAAACGGGUAUACGGAACCGGCAGAGGCACCGGCUGAACCAGAUCAAAGGCUACGGGAAAAUAGGAAAAUAGAUGCAAAGGCUCUGUUCUUAAUCCAAUCGGCAUUGGAUGAUGAAAUUUUCCCACGAAUUUCCGUUGCGUCAACAUCGAAACAAACCUGGGAGAUUAUCAAGCAAGAGUAUUUUGGUGAUAAGAAGGUGUUAAGGAGUUUGAAUAGUGAUUAUAAACAUAUUGUGACUGCAAUUUUAGAGUUUAAGGACAUAUCAACUUACAAAUUUAAUGAGUUAAUGAGUUCAUUAAUGGCUCAUGAGGAGAGAAUGGAUAAGUCUACGGAUGAAAACGUCGAGGAAAAAUUCUUUCAAGUUACGGGGCAAAUGUCAGGUGAUUGGUAUUAUGGUGAAGGUCGUGGUCGCGGUAUAGGUAGUCGUGGUUGUGGUCGUGAUGGAGAUGGUCGUGGUCGUGGUAGAUUCGAAGGACAACGUCAAUCCAUGAGUAGUGUUCAAUGCUACUAUUGCAAAAGGUAUGGUCACAAAGAAGAUAGAUGUUGGGAUAAGCAACGUGAUGAGAAAGAUAAAGAGCAAACUAAUUUUGUUAAAAAUGUCAAAGGAGAAGAAAUCAACCUCUUCUAG